AUGUCUAGCGACCAAACCUCCUGGCACUCUUUGCCUCCCGAGAUUCGAAACGAGAUCCUCAGUCUCCUGCCAGCUCUCGGCGGGAGGUGCAGCCUGCUCGCGACCGUUUCCCGAGAGUGGCUGUCAGUGAUCGAGCCGCUCAAUUUUGCCGAAAUCAGCCUGACGGCACCCCGCCUUGCCAACCUCAACGCUCAAGCACUUCUGUCCCGAAAGAGAAGCCAGAUUCGCUACAUCUGGUUUCGCGUGGAACUAAAGCAGUACGAUUGCACACGAUGUGCCAACACUGACCAGGACCGUUGGGGCUUGGACGAUAUCGACAACCAAUUCAUCGCGGAUACGUUUGAAAGCUUGUUCACGAUGCUCAACGCAUGGGAACCUCGCGGUGACUUGGUCCUCGACAUCAGUGUCUACUCGCCCAGUGACAACCAGCACUGGUUCAAGUACCUCAGCUUCCGCUCAGACAUCAACCUCGGCGAGUGCUCGUCUUUUCAGGGGCACGAACAAGGGAUGAUCAUCAAUGACCCGGCUCAUGGCUGGGUUGCGGGGCAGCAGGUCCUUGCCCCUGAUCACCUUGCCAUCGAACAGACGUUCGACGAGAUCAUGGGCGAGGGGCCUUUCGACGAUGAGGAACCAGAGAUGCAGUGGUGGCGGGGUCUCCCCCUUGUACCCGUCGUCGGGGUCGUGCUCUUUCGCCAGCAGACCCGCCGACGAUGGAAGCCGGUUGCACUCGCGAACAUGCUCACGCGGCUACCCAACCUCAAGGAGCUUUGCAACCAGACGCUGAUCAAGUCUUUGUCCUGGCCGAAAUUGAGCAAGCUGACGAUAUUCGAGAAUUUCAACGAGUCAUACCCGGAAAGGCAUUUCGAGUGUUCGGCUAUUAGGGUGCCAAACGCGGCCGUGAGCCGCGCACUUGCCCACGCCAGCCUGCACCUCACGACGCUAUCCGCCUCUUUCAUGGUCGACGCCGGUUACUUCUUUGCAGCGCGUCAAGACUCAUGGACGUGGGAGAAGCUCACCUCUCUGGCGCUGACCUCGAGGGUCCUCACUAAUGAUGCCGACACCUCGGGUAUCAAUAAUAUGCUUCGAGACGCCGCUGCGGCAGCGCUCAAGAUGCCGAGACUUGACACGAUGGAGAUAUGGAACGGCAGACGAGGUUUGGCGAUGCUCUUUCGCUACCAGAGGGCCCGAGAUGGGCAGUCGGCCAUCAUCACGGUCCGGACGCUCACGCAGCUCGCCGUCGCCGUCACCUUCACGCUCCUUAUUGUCCUCUUCCUCGACCGCAACUACCGAGUCCUGCCCAACAAGAUCCAUGGCUACAUGCCCACGCACCACCCGGGCCUCGUCGUCACCGACAUCACAAUCGUCACGUGCUCGAGCGUAAACGUCUUCUCCUCGUGCGACCUCGACCCCGCGAUAUGGCACCGCAUCGACAAGGAGCUGUACCUGGGCAAGACGUGGACCACGCGCGCCUACAUGUACGUGAGCCGGAAGCAUGAGGAGGACCUGACGGCCGACGACAGCGUCGUCAUGGACGUCUCGGUCGGUAGGAUGGACCCGGGUGUCAAGAACAAGCCCGACGACAUCGCCAAGUGGGAGUCGCGCCCCAGCGGCCUGUGGAUCAAGCGCUCCAAGAGCCGCAAGUCGAGCGACUCGCGCGAGGUCAUCACCGACGUCGACGUGCUCUUCGGCGACGACGCAGUCGAGGCGCGCGUGGGCUGGCACCUGACGGGCACCCCGCUGCUGCUCACCGCCGGCACCUCGAUGCUGAGCAUCCACCUGACCGUGCACCGCGGCAGCGCCAAGGAGCCCAAGAAGCCCAAGCCGCGCGUCCCGGACAACGGCCGCUUCAAGAUCAUGCAGAUCUCCGACCUGCAUCUGAGCAACGGCGUCGGCGAGUGCCGCGAGGCAGUCCCCAACAGCUACCACGACGGCAAGUGCGAGGCGGACCCCCGGACGCUCAGCUUUGUCGAGAAGAUGCUCGACGAGGAGAAGCCCGACUUUGUGAUUCUGGGCGGCGACCAAGUCAAUGGCGACACGGCACCCGAUGCGCCGACGGCUAUAUUCAAGUACGCGGUCCUGCUCGCGGAGCGCAAGAUCCCCCACGCCGGCAUCUUUGGCAACCACGACGACGAAGCGACCAUGUCGCGCGCGCGACAGAUGGCGCUCAUGGAGACGCUGCCCUACUCCCUGUCGCAAGCCGGACCCGCCGACGUGGACGGCGUGGGCAACUACUACAUCGAGGUGCUCGGCCGCGGCGGCUCGGACCACUCGGCCCUGACCAUCUACCUCUUCGACACGCAUGCGUACUCGCCCAACGAGCGGAAGUACCCCGGCUACGACUGGAUCAAGCCCAGCCAGAUCCAGUGGUUCAAGAAGACGGCCGCGAGCCUGAAGCGCAGCCACGCCGAGUACUCGCAUGGCCACAUGGACAUUGCCUUUAUCCACAUCCCCAUGACCGAGUACGCGAACCCCGAGCUGCCCCGCGUCGGCGAGUGGCGCGAGGGCGUCACGGCGCCCGUCUACAACUCUGGCUUCCGCGACGCCCUCGUCGAGGAGGGCGUCGUCAUGGUCAGCGCCGGACACGAUCACUGCAACGACUACUGCCUCCUCUCCCUCAACGGGGACCCCGACCCCGAGAAGCACAAGCCCCUGACGCCCGCCCUGUGGAUGUGCUACGCCGGCGGGGUCGGCUUCGGCGGCUAUGCCGGCUACGGCGACUACGUCCGCCGCGUGCGCCUCUUCGAGGUGGACACCAACAUCGGCCGCAUCCUCACCUGGAAGCGCAUCGAGUACGGCGACACCGCCUCCCGCAUCGAUCACCAGAUCAUCGUCGACGGCGGCAAGCCCGUGCCCCCGCCUCCCCCGCCUGCGCCGCCCCAGGGACAGUCUCCGCCGCCGCCACCGCCGCCGCCUCCCGCGCCGAUACCGCCGCACGGCGGAGACGGCACCGAGAAGGCGACGUGA
Messenger RNA from Purpureocillium lilacinum, 2964 nucleotides. RefSeq lists its product as uncharacterized. Gene Ontology annotation, cellular component: cytoplasm. Gene Ontology annotation, molecular function: phosphoprotein phosphatase activity. The record is from RefSeq and is a predicted model, not a curated record. Lineage: Eukaryota; Fungi; Ascomycota; Sordariomycetes; Hypocreales; Ophiocordycipitaceae.